Candidula unifasciata is the source of this 1482-nucleotide messenger RNA. NCBI's taxonomy places the organism in Eukaryota, Metazoa, Mollusca, Gastropoda, Stylommatophora, Geomitridae. The record is from the annotation of a GenBank genome assembly.
AUGGUGUUAGGCAAGAAACGUAAACGGAUUAUAGGAAGUAUAAUAUGGUCGAAGAAAGCCUAUCCAAAGGACACAGAAGAGUCUGGAGUUGGUCAAGCUAGCAUUUAUCAUGCCCUAGUCAUCAUCUUCCUGGAGUUUUUUGCAUGGGGACUGCUAACGUCCCCAAUUAUCAGUGUCCUAAAUGAUACUUUCCCGAGACAUACCUUCUUGUUUAAUGGUCUUAUCCAAGGAGUGAAGGGCUUGCUCUCCUUUUUAAGUGCCCCACUAAUUGGAGCAUUGUCAGAUGUAUGGGGCAGGAAACCAUUCCUGCUUCUGACUGUGGGAUUCACCUGUGCCCCUAUACCAUUAAUGAGGCUGAGUCCAUGGUGGUAUUUUGCCUUGCUGUCAAUAUCUGGAGUGUUCUCUGUAACCUUUAGUGUGGUGUUUGCUUAUGUUGCUGAUGUCACAAAUGAAGAGGAGAGAAGCUCUGCUUAUGGGCUGGUUUCUGCAACGUUUGCUGCCAGUCUGGUUACAAGCCCUGCCAUUGGAGCAUUCCUGCAGGACAUGUACAGUGAAAAUGUGGUCAUUUGGUUGGCUUCAGCUAUAGCUAUUUUAGACAUCUUGUUCAUCAUGGUUGCAGUGCCAGAGUCUUUGCCAGAGAAGCUCAGGCCAGCAAGCUGGGGCUCCCAGAUCUCAUGGGAGAAAGCUGAUCCAUUUGGGGCCCUGAAGAAGGUUGGCCAGGAUAUACUGAUUCUUCUGUUGUGUGUCACAGUAUUUCUGUCAUAUCUGCCAGAGGCUGGAGAAUACUCAUCUAUAUUUGUGUAUCUUAGAUUGAUUAUGGGUUUUUCAAAAGAAGAAGUUGCUUCUUACAUUGCUGUUGUUGGUGUGUUGUCUGUAUUAGCACAGACUUUGAUUUUAGCAGUGUUGAUGAAGUACAUUGGGCACAAACAGACAAUCAUGUUUGGACUGGUAUUUGAGAUCAUUCAGUUAUGCUGCUUUGGCUUUGCUUCACAACAUUGGAUUAUAUGGCUGGCUGGAACUAUGGCUGCAAUGUCUAGUAUAGCCUACCCUUCCAUUAGUUCAUUUGUAUCUGCUCAUGCCAGUCCAGACCAGCAGGGUGUAGCUCAGGGUGUGAUAACUGGCAUCCGUGGACUCUGUAACGGGCUCGGACCAGCUUUGUUUGGUUUCAUAUUCUAUCUGUUCCAUGUGGACCUCAAUGAGAAGGAGGCAGGGCAGCAAAUAGUCAGCCAGCAAGAUAAUCUCUCUCAUCGGUCUCCCAAUUCCAUGCAGGGUGUGGUGCCCGGACCUCCAUUUGCAUUUGGUGCGGUACUGGUAAUCUUGGCUUUGCUAGUGGCUGCGUUUAUGCCUGAGAGUCCACAUUCUAGUGCCGCUAAGAAGCAGAAGUUAGCAGCCUCUGCUUCGUUUGAGCUGGAAGAGGAAACAGCUGGGAGCAAGAAACAUGAAAGUGAACCCCUAAUGGCAGACACAGAUGUAGAAUUAUAG